Molecule: messenger RNA, 4938 nt
Organism: Seriola aureovittata
Lineage: Eukaryota; Metazoa; Chordata; Actinopteri; Carangiformes; Carangidae
Gene: fscn1a
Product: fascin actin-bundling protein 1a
Exons: 5
Coding region: 280-1776 (498 amino acids)
Biological process (GO): cell migration; actin filament bundle assembly; establishment or maintenance of cell polarity
Cellular component (GO): growth cone; cytoplasm; actin cytoskeleton
Molecular function (GO): actin filament binding; protein-macromolecule adaptor activity
Source: RefSeq, a predicted model, not a curated record
CUCGCGCUGCUGAGACAAGGCAGAGCACUGAGGACCGGCGGCGGCGCGCGCUCACAGACUCCCACUCAGCCAUACACACACACACACACACACACACACACACACACAUACAUACACACACACUCCCCAAACAAAGAGAAGCACGCGAGGCAGCACAGCAUCCCACCCUUUCAGCCGCGAGCUCAGUCACUUGCAGAACCGCCCCCCCUCCCCUAUAAAAAAAAAAUCCCUCUCACACAGAACCGGUCCGGUCCGAGGCUCGAGCGCACAGAACCGACAAUGACAACUAACGGCGCGUCUAACGGAACCAGCGACAUGCUGCAGAUCCAGUUCGGUCUGAUCAACUGCGGGAACAAAUACUUGACGGCGGAGACCUUCGGCUUCAAGAUCAACGCGUCCGCCACGAGCAUGAAGAAGAAGCAGAUCUGGACUCUGGAGCAGAGCGGCGACGACUCCAGCGGGAACGUGUUCCACCUCAAGUCACAUCUGGGCCGGUACAUCGCCGCCGACAAGGACGGGAACGUUACCGGAGACAGUGAGACCCCGGGCCCGGAGUGCCGGUUCAUCAUCACCGCCCAUGACGACGGCCGCUGGUCCCUGCAGUCCGAACCGCACGGGCGCUACCUGGGCGGAACCGAGGACCGGAUCAUCUGCUUCGCCCAAACCGCCUCCGUGGCGGAGAAAUGGAGCGUGCACAUCGCCAUGCACCCGCAGGUGAACAUCUUCAGCCUGACGCGCAAGCGGUACGCGCACCUGAGCAGCAAGGUGGACGAGAUUGCCAUCGACCGGGACGUCCCGUGGGGGGUGGACUCCAUGAUCACGCUGGUGUUCCGCGAGCAGCGCUACCACCUGCAGACCUCCGACAACCGCUUCCUGAGGAACGACGGCGCGCUGGUCGCCACCACGGACAAGAGCACGGGGUACACGCUGGAGUUCCGCUCCGGUAAGGUGGCCUUCAGGGACUGUAGCGGCAAGUACCUCGCGCCCUCCGGGCCCUCCGGUACCAUGAAGUCCGGCAAGAGCGCGCGCGUGGGCAAGGAUGAGCUGUUCGUGCUGGAGCAGAGCCACCCGCAGGUCGUGCUCACCGCGGCCAACGAGAGGAACGUCUCCACCCGGCAAGGUAUGGACCUGUCAGCCAAUCAGGACGAGGAAGGUGACCAGGAAGUGUUCCAGGUGGAGAUUUGCCGCGAAAACAGGAAGUGUGCGUUUCGGACCGCUGCUGGGAAAUACUGGACCCUCACUGCUAACGGCGGCCUGCAGUGCACCGCAUCCACCAAGUCAGCUAAUUGCUACUUUGACAUCGAGUGGCGUGGGAAGAGGCUGACACUCCGGGCAGCCAACGGGAAAUAUGUUGCCGCCAAGAAGAACGGCCAGCUAGCAGCCACCAUGGACUCCGCAGGUGAGACCGAGGAGUUCAUCAUGAAGCUGAUUAACCGCCCGAUCAUCGUGCUGCGCGGGGAGCACGGCUUCAUCGGCUGCAGGAAGGUGACGGGGACGCUGGACUCCAACCGCUCCUCCUACGACUACUUCACCCUGGAGUUCAGAGACGGAGCCUACAGCCUGCAAGACUCCACGGGUAAAUACUGGAUGGUUGGGAACGAGCAGUCGGUGGUGAGCAGCAGCGACACGCCCGUCGACUUCCUCUUCGAGUUCUGUGACUACAACAAGCUGGCGGUCCGCCACGGCGCCGACGGCAAGUACCUGCGCGGCGACCACGCCGGCGUGCUGAAGGCCAACGCUGACGACCUGGAGACCGCCACACUCUGGGAAUACUGAGGGGAAACCACGGCAACGGGGGGAUGCGGUCGCCCACUGCUGCGAUGCUAAUGAAUGAAUGAGUGAAUGGAGUGUGGCGACGCAGCAUGGCGGCACUACCCGUCCAUACAUCUACCUAUCCACCCUCCCCUCCCCUCCCUCCCCCCCUCCCCUUAUAUUAUUUCUGACUUUAUUUGUUGAUAAACUGCACAGAGAGAACAGGAAGGAUAGAAGAAGGAGGGAGACUAUUCUCUCUUUAUCUCCUGCCUCCCUUCUUUUUAUCCUUCCGUCCUCCCUUUCCCAGCUCUGCUCUGCAGCGCCGACCUUUAUCUGUUGCCAUAGUUACCGUGGGGCCGUGCACUUUUUCUGCUCCGAUCUGGUUCGCUGCUCGACCUGUCACUCACUCCCUCCUUCGCCUUACGAUUGGGCCCUCCCCCUCCCAGAGUAGAGCAGAGCCACAUUUAAAGAGCCCCCCCCCCCCUCUGAGUUAACACCCCCCCCACCCUCAUCUCCCUACCUGUCUCUAUUGUCUGUGUGAGCAGCACAUGGUGGCAGUAUUUAUGGUGUCUGGCCUGGUCUGGUGGAGCCGUUUCUACCGGAUGCGAUCUCCCAAAACACAGACUCACACCUGGACCACACCUGCGCUCCAGCUGCUUCCUGUCGGCUGGAGGUGAAGGGUGGAGAAACGUGGGCGUGUCUUUGGCGCAGGUCGGAUCAUGUGGAAACUGAUUUCCUGCUUCCAUCAGGCCAGGUGUGUGUUUGUCUUCAGGAGCAGGCCUCGCUGCCUGUGUGUGAUAUAACUGGAGUGGAUCUUAUGAUGAUAAAGAUAUCAAACAUGAUGUAACUGACGGGUUUAACCCCCCCUCCCCCCCUCCCCUUAUAUUAUUUCUGACUUUAUUUGUUGAUAAACUGCACAGAGAGAACAGGAAGGAUAGAAGAAGGAGGGAGACUAUUCUCUCUUUAUCUCCUGCCUCCCUUCUUUUUAUCCUUCCGUCCUCCCUUUCCCAGCUCUGCUCUGCAGCGCCGACCUUUAUCUGUUGCCAUAGUUACCGUGGGGCCGUGCACUUUUUCUGCUCCGAUCUGGUUCGCUGCUCGACCUGUCACUCACUCCCUCCUUCGCCUUACGAUUGGGCCCUCCCCCUCCCAGAGUAGAGCAGAGCCACAUUUAAAGAGCCCCCCCCCCUCUGAGUUAACACCCCCCCCACCCUCAUCUCCCUACCUGUCUCUAUUGUCUGUGUGAGCAGCACAUGGUGGCAGUAUUUAUGGUGUCUGGCCUGGUCUGGUGGAGCCGUUUCUACCGGAUGCGAUCUCCCAAAACACAGACUCACACCUGGACCACACCUGCGCUCCAGCUGCUUCCUGUCGGCUGGAGGUGAAGGGUGGAGAAACGUGGGCGUGUCUUUGGCGCAGGUCGGAUCAUGUGGAAACUGAUUUCCUGCUUCCAUCAGGCCAGGUGUGUGUUUGUCUUCAGGAGCAGGCCUCGCUGCCUGUGUGUGAUAUAACUGGAGUGGAUCUUAUGAUGAUAAAGAUAUCAAACAUGAUGUAACUGACGGGUUUAACCCCCCCUCCCCCCUCCCCCUCUCUUCAUCUCAACUGUAAAAUAUUGAAAUGUAAACCAGUUUUCCUGUGUUGUUCUCUAGCUGUGAUCUCUUUGGGUGGCGGGGGAGUCUAUUUCCUGGACCAAACAGGAUGUAUGAAGUUAAAACACUUAUCCUCCUUUUUUUUUCUCCCCUCCUCCACAAGCUAAAACCUAUUGUCCUGAGAACAGUAUAAAGAAAAAAAAUAAAUAAAAAUGGUGCGGUCACUUAUGUUUACUGCACUCGCACGUCUUACUGGAAUAAUAAUGAUUUAAAAAAAAAACAAAAAAAAAAAACACAAAUACUUGCUGACACAGUUGGAUUAAUUUCUUUUUCUAUGUCCAAGGCACAGACAUUAUCAUGGGUAGGAGAACAGUAGGUAGCCAUAGCAACUGGAGUGAAAUGAUUUAUAGAUCCCUUUUUUUGAAAGCUGCUUUUUGAAUCCCGCAACCAAACUUAAACCUCAGCCUUUAUCUAGACCAAACCUUUGAUACUGGACAAACAAACCGUCAUCUCACACGCAACCAACAGAACUGGAACCUGGUGCUACCAACCAACUCGUAACAUGUUUAAGAAAAAAGCAUCUCGCACACUGUGUUGGACCAGCAGACGUUGUUCUCCGCUGUGUCUCCGCCCCCCCCCCCCGCACUCAAGCGCCUCGCCAUGUAACCGAAAGGCCUGUGAGAGCGCCCUUUAAUAAUUUACUUCUAUUUUUGGUUUUAGUUUCAGUGUCACGACAGUCUUAACGAUGACAUGUGACCAAAUUUAAUUUGUUUUUGUUGGAUGUUUAAUAUUUCCCGACUCGUCGGUGUGGGUGGGGGGAAGGGAUGAGUUACAAAAAAAAAUUUAAAAAUAAGAAAAAAAAUAAAUAAAUAACACAGCAGAAUUUGUCGUCUAUUUAAACUGUUACGCAGUCGUGUAGCACGUUGCACCCACGGGUCGUAACCCUCUUUGAUUCUCAACCCUUCUGCACCCUGCUUCCUUUAUAACGCAUUCAGCAGCAGUGGUUUUUCUCUGAUUUCUACAAUACAGUAAAGAUUACCUUGGCGCAUUGCUGAAUUAUUGGGCCCUUCCACUCAUCAUCAUCAUCAUCAUCAUUUUCAUAAUCAUCAUCGUUGUAAAACAUUCCUCUGAUGUGGAAAUCAGAACGGAAAACCAAUCAUUGUAGCCCCCAUGAAAUGAUACAUGAUUGUAGCCGGCUCUAAACCAAGUCCGUCCAAUUUCCUCUCUGAAGUUUUGACCGUUUUGUGCACGAAGGGCUGAGAAUCUCAAGCGACUUAAAAAGGAGUGGUUAUCCUCAGAGAAACCAGCGUCUCCAAGGUAACCAAGACCAAGGCUUAGACAAACGGAUGUGGAAGGGUAAACAUGUGGUAAUGACUGUGCCUUACUCUUGAGUUUUUGGGCAGUAGGAAAAAAAAAAAGAUUUAAAAAAAUGGGAAAAAAAAGGAUUAAAGUCCACAUCUUUGCUUUGUAUAACUGGAACUUCCUUUUGUAUUAUUAUUUUGUAUAAUUUUUUUCAAUAUUGUGGAAUUAAUCUUUCUCUCUCUCUCGUGCCAUUGGUUCACCUGAAAUCCAACGACCAAUAAAAAUGGGAUUUGGAACGCUA